AUGCGGACGCGCUCGAGCACCGGUUACAACGCGAUCCCCGAGAACGUCGCCGCCGUCGUGUUCUCGCACCUCGGGGAAGACCCGCGAGACCGCGUCGCGCUCGCCCAGGUGAGCAAGGUGUGGAGGGACGCGGAGAAGUCUGACGCGUCGUUGCCUGGGGGCUCUCCCAGUGCUUUGUUCGAGCUCGGCGAAGGGCUUUACUACGCGAAGGAGUAUGAGCAUGCGUUCUACUGGUGGCACAGGGCGACUGGAGACGCCGACGCCAUGUACUGGAUCGGACGCUGUUACCGCUUUGCGUACGGCGUGAAGGGAGACUUCACGAAGGCGUUCGAGUGGUGGGAAAGAGCGUCCGGGUGCGGGCACGCCGGAGCGACCCGCCAGCUCGCGCUUAGCUACGAGCACGGCCCUGGCGCGGAGGAAAAUAAAAAGAAGGCACUCGGGCUGUACCUCAAAGCGGUCGAGUUGGGCGACAAAUAUGCCGCGUAUAAGCUCGGGCUCAUCUACCACGACGGCCGGUGCGGCGUGGCGGUGAACAAAACGGAGGCGCUGAAGUGGUACCGCGUCGCGGUGGAGCGCGGCGAUACCCACGCGCAAGGGUUUGUGGACAAACUCGAGGCCGAGCUCGCGGCGGCGUGA
Micromonas pusilla CCMP1545 is the source of this 636-nucleotide messenger RNA. RefSeq lists its product as uncharacterized. The record is from RefSeq and is a predicted model, not a curated record. Gene Ontology annotation, molecular function: protein binding. Bases 1 to 636 code for a protein of 211 amino acids. Lineage: Eukaryota; Viridiplantae; Chlorophyta; Mamiellophyceae; Mamiellales; Mamiellaceae. The transcript has a single exon.